Molecule: messenger RNA, 3210 nt
Organism: Parnassius mnemosyne (clouded apollo)
Lineage: Eukaryota; Metazoa; Arthropoda; Insecta; Lepidoptera; Papilionidae
Source: the annotation of a GenBank genome assembly
AUGUCUGAUUCAGAAGCAAGUAAUUAUUCAGGUAGUGGCUCGGAAGCAGCUAGUGUGGUGUCAAAUAGAUCGCGAAGAAGUGCUGCAUCUAAUCGCUCCGCUAGAUCCCGUUCUAUCUCUAGAUCGCGGUCGCGGUCGCGAUCAGGAAGCCGAAGCCCUUCUCGGACUCCUUCCAGAUCACGUUCUCGGUCGCGAUCUCGUUCACGCUCUAGGAGCCAUUCUGCUGGUUCUGACGGCAGCCGCAACAAAGAUGAUGAGGCUAAGGAAGCCUCAGGUGAUGAAGAAGUUGAGGAUGAACAAGAACCUGAAGGUGAAGAUCUUGUAGAUUCGGAAGAAUAUGACGAAGAUGAGGAUGAAGAAAGACGAAGGAAAAAACGGAAGAAGGAUAGUCGGUAUGGAGGGUUCAUUAUUGAUGAAGCUGAGGUGGAUGAUGAAGUUGAUGAAGAUGAUGAAUGGGAAGAGGGUGCCCAGGAAAUGGGCAUUGUGGGCAAUGAAGUUGAUGAGAUUGGGCCCACUGCCCGGGAAAUCGAAGGUCGACGAAGAGGUACUAACCUUUGGGACUCACAGAAAGAAGAGGAAAUUGAAGAAUAUCUCAGAAAUAAAUAUGCUGACGAAUCCGCCGCUUUAAGGCAUUUUGGUGAAGGUGGAGAGGAAAUGUCUGAUGAAAUCACUCAACAAACACUACUCCCAGGAAUAAAGGAUCCUAAUUUGUGGAUGGUAAAGUGCCAUAUUGGUGAAGAAAAGUCAACAGUUCUACUUCUUAUGAGGAAGUUUAUUGCAUAUAAGAAUUCAGAGGAGCCUUUUCAGAUUAAAUCUGUAGUUGCGCCUGAAGGUGUCAAAGGAUACAUCUACAUUGAAGCAUACAAACAAACACAUGUUAAAGCAAUUAUAAACAAUGUCAGUGCUUUGAGAAUGGGUACAUGGAAGCAAGAUAUGGUACCAAUUAAAGAAAUGACUGAUGUUCUGAGAGUAGUUAAGGAACAAUCGGGCUUGAAGCCGAAGCAAUGGGUCAGGCUGAAGAGAGGAUUGUACAAAGAUGACAUAGCUCAAGUAGACUAUGUGGAUUUGGCUCAAAAUCAAGUUCACUUAAAAUUGCUGCCUAGAAUAGACUACACGAGGCUAAGAGGUGCUCUGAGAACAGUGCAGAGCGAAAGUGAAGCGGCUAAAAGGAAAAAGAAGCGACGUCCAGCAGCUAAACCAUUUGACCCGGAAGCUAUACGUGCUAUUGGUGGUGAAGUCACUUCAGAUGGUGACUUUUUAAUUUUUGAGGGUAAUAGAUAUUCGAGGAAAGGUUUCUUAUACAAAAAUUUCACAAUGUCAGCUAUUUUAGCAGAAGGCGUUAAGCCUUCUCUUACAGAAUUGGAAAGGUUUGAAGAACAGCCCGAAGGAAUUGAUAUUGAAUUGGCAGCACCGGCGAAGGAUGAUCCAACUAGUCUUCAUUCUUUUUCAAUGGGCGAUAAUGUUGAAGUAUGCUCCGGUGAUCUUGCAAAUUUACAAGCCAAGAUUAUUGCUAUCGACGGUUCAAUGAUAACUGUGAUGCCAAAGCACGACGCAUUGAAAGAUCCUCUUGUAUUUAAACCCAACGAGUUAAGGAAAUAUUUCAAGCAGGGUGAUCACGUUAAAGUGUUGGCGGGGCGGUACGAAGGAGAUACCGGACUCAUAGUUAGAGUUGAACCACAUAGAGUGGUUCUAGUAUCCGACUUAACUAUGCACGAGUUGGAGGUUCUUCCUAGAGACCUUCAACUAUGUUCCGACAUGGCGACUGGUGUAGAUUCCUUAGGACAGUUUCAGUGGGGCGAUAUGGUCCAACUCGAUCCACAAACUGUAGGAGUGAUUGUAAGAUUGGAAAAGGAAAACUUCCAUGUUUUAGGCAUGCAGGGAAAAGUUAUAGAGUGCAAACCCCAAGCGCUUCAGAAACGUCGCGAAAACAGAUUCACUACGGCGCUCGACUCCGAACACAACACGAUACAGAAAAAGGAUAUCGUGAAAGUAAUAGACGGCCCGCACGCCGGGCGGGAGGGCGAGAUAAAGCACCUAUAUAGAAAUUUCGCCUUCCUGCAAUCGCGAAUGUACCUGGACAACGGCGGCAUAUUCGUCUGCAAAACGCGCCACUUACAACUGGCGGGCGGAGCGAAGAACUCAGCGACGGCGAACGGAUUGGCGCUCGGGUUCAUGUCGCCGCGUCUUCAAUCGCCCAUGCAUCCCUCAGCGCGGGGUGGUGGGGGCAGGGGACGUGGUCGCGGCGGCCGGGGUGCCGUGGCGCGGGACCGGGAGCUCAUCGGGCAGACGAUCAAAAUCACGGGCGGGCCGUACAAGGGCAAUGUGGGGAUCGUCAGGGACGCCACGGGAAGCACGGCGCGCGUAGAACUGCACACCAUGUGCCAGACGAUAUCAGUAGACCGCGGGCAUAUCGCAGAAGCGGGCACGGGUGCGCGUGGCGGUGCGUCGAGUUACUCGCGCACGCCGAUGCGCAUGACGGGCUCGCACACGCCUACGUACCGCGACACAGGAAUAAAGACGCCGAUGCACGGCUCCCAAACGCCGAUCUACGAAUCGGGUGCGAGGACCCCACACUACGGGUCGGCGACACCGUCGCACGAAGGGGGGCGUACUCCGGCGCAUGGCGUUUGGGACCCGUCGGCGUCGGCUACGCCGGCGCGUACCGAUUUCGAGUUCGAGGAGUCGGGCGGGUACGGGCAGGGUCCGUUCACGCCGCAGACGCCUGGCACGAUGUACGGCUCGGACUCGUACAGCCCGUACCGGCCCAGUCCGAGCCCGGCGGGCUUCCCGGCCGGCUACCUGGGCGCGCCCAGCCCGGCCGACUACUCACCCAGCUCGCCCGCCUACGCGCCGCCCACGCCCGCCGGACCAAGCGACACUCCCGACUGGCACACCACCGAUGUCGAGGUGCGCGUUUCUGCGAGCGCAGAGGAGGGCGUUCGCGGGCAAACGGGCGUGCUGCGGUCGCUGGCGGGCGGCGCCUGCGCCGUGUUCCUGCCGCGCGACGAGCGCGUCGUGUCGCUGCCCGCCGCGCUGCUCGAGCCCGUCGUGCCGCAGUCCGGCGACCGCGUCAAGGUCAUUGCUGGCGAGGACCGUGAAGCUGUAGGACAACUCAUCUCAAUAGAGAACCAGGAAGGAGUUGUCAAAUUUGGAACGGACGACAUCAAGAUCAUGCAACUUAGACACUUGUGCAAGAUGAGUGCUGCGUAG